AUGGUGGUUACCAAGCACCUGGUGGACCAACAAGGUAACACCAUGACUCAAUCCGUCGUCCGCACCCGCACGGCGGCGGAAAGGAGGGAACUGGCUGAAGCCACCCGUAGACGCCCCGGAGAACCGCGUGGUUGUCAAACCUGGAUCCGCCAAUUGUACACCCAGGAGAAAGAGAAAAAGGUUGACUGGCGCAAAUGGAAACAAGAAAGAAAAGAAGAGAAGAAAAAAUGGAAGGAACUAAAGCUAUUGAGAAAACUGGAAAAGAAAAGAAUGCUGGAAAUGUUAGAAAAACAAAAAGAAGAAAAGCCAAAGGAAGACAAAGGACGUCAUUACACGGUUAGCGUAGCACUUCCAGGCUCCAUCCUGAACAAUGCACAGUCUCCAGAGUUGCGGACAUAUCUUGCUGGGCAGAUUGCCAGAGCCUGUGCCAUUUUCUGUGUGGAUGAGAUUGUGGUGUUUGAUGAGGAAGGAGAAGAUUCAAGGACUGUGGAAGGGCAGUUUGACGGGAUUGGAAAGAAAGGACAGGCCUGUGUACAGCUGGCUCGGAUUCUGCAAUAUUUGGAGUGUCCUCAAUACCUGAGAAAAUCAUUUUUCCCAAAACAUCAGGAUCUGCAGUUUGCAGGGCUCCUGAACCCAUUGGACAGCCCUCAUCAUGUGCGGAUAGAUGAGGAAUCAGAGUACCGGGAAGGAGUAGUGUUAGCCCGGCCCACCAAGCCAGGCAAAGGCUCCUUUGUUAAUUGUGGGAUGAGGAAGGAGGUACAGAUAGACAAACAGCUAGAAUCUGGUCUUCGAGUCACUGUUCAACUGGACAAACAGCAGAAUCCAGACAGUAAAAUACAGAAAGGCACCGUAGUGUCCUCUAACCAUCCACGGACUGUGUCUGGCCUGUACUGGGGUUACAAUGUCCGCUUAGCCUCCUGCCUCAGUGCUGUUUUUGCCGAAUGCCCUUUUAAAGAAGGCUAUGAUCUCUCUAUUGGGACCUCUGAGCGAGGGACCUGUGUGGACCAAGCAACUCUCCCUUCCUUCAGCCACGCCCUCAUAGUAUUUGGAGGUCUCCAAGGCCUGGAGGCUGGUGUGGAUGCUGACCCAAACCUGGAGAACACCGACCCAAGCGUCUUGUUUGACCUUUACCUGAACACGUGUCCCAUCCAGGGCAGUCGCACCAUCAGGACAGAGGAAGCCAUACUAAUAUCUCUGUCUGUACUGAGACCCCGUAUUGACGAGGCUGUGAGGAAAGUUCUUGGUAGCUGAAGAG
Messenger RNA from Pelodiscus sinensis (Chinese soft-shelled turtle), 1255 nucleotides. The record is from RefSeq and is a predicted model, not a curated record. NCBI's taxonomy places the organism in Eukaryota, Metazoa, Chordata, Testudines, Trionychidae.